Messenger RNA from Podospora bellae-mahoneyi, 732 nucleotides. RefSeq lists its product as uncharacterized. The transcript has a single exon. Lineage: Eukaryota; Fungi; Ascomycota; Sordariomycetes; Sordariales; Podosporaceae. The record is from RefSeq and is a predicted model, not a curated record. Bases 1 to 732 code for a protein of 243 amino acids.
AUGGCCCCGAUAUCACCACCAUCAAGCAACCCCACUCAGAACAAUACCCAAGAUGAAAUGGGACUAGAAGAUGUCCACUCCCGACCCCGACCCCGCCCCCGACCCCAAAGAUCCCCAUCCGAGCUCACCCGCCUCAGAGUCCAAAACCGCCGGCGGGAGUACCUGAGCAGAAACCCGUCCUAUUUCGACCGGCCAGACCACGAGCUCUCGGACCCCCUCCUCCACGACCACCUGAUCCGCCGCUUCCUCACCCCCCGGGAGCGGGAAGCAGACUCCAAGUCCAAAGGGUACGCCCGCGUCCUCGAGGGGUCCCUCCUUCGGGGCGAGGAACGGUUGGCAAAGCUCUCGUGGGAGAAACCGGCCGGGGAUGAAAUCGGGGAGAACGGGGCGGCGGCGGCGGCGGGUGUGUCGCAGGCUGGGAGAGGGAGGGGGGGCAAGGUAGAAGCCGCGGGGACGAGCUUCACCUCCUUCAGCGCCGAGUUGCUACCCCCGCCGGAGACAAAAGAGGAGGGGGAGGAGAGGUGGAGGGAGUUUCUAAGGGAUCGGUUCGUGAGGGGUGAGGAUGAGGAUUUUGAGUACGACGAGGUCGACGACAGGGACGAGCUUGACGAGCUGGAGCGGAGGGAGAGGGAGGAGGAGUGGAUCGAGGGGGAGGAACCGGGGUGGGCUGACAGUGAGGGUGAAGGAGGGGGGAGGGUGCUGACGGGGGAGACGGGGGUGCAGGACUUUUAA